Anopheles coustani is the source of this 462-nucleotide messenger RNA. RefSeq lists its product as uncharacterized. The transcript is spliced from 3 exons. The record is from RefSeq and is a predicted model, not a curated record. Bases 1 to 462 code for a protein of 153 amino acids. Lineage: Eukaryota; Metazoa; Arthropoda; Insecta; Diptera; Culicidae.
AUGUAUUAUUUAAACCACCAUCAAGCAUUGCGCUGCUACGCCUGUGGUCUAACGCAAUCGUCCGGUGACCCCCGGUGCGUCACGGAGCCAGGGAGUGUCGAGGGCCAGAGUGUCGUCACCUGCUCGCGGAAGUACUGCACCAUCACCCGGCAGGAGUUGGUGGAUCCGCCCGGGAAGUUGGUAACUUUCCUGCGAGGCUGCGAGGAAAAUCCACUGUAUCUGGACGAGGUGCUGGAGGAUCCGACCUUCAUCACGUACUAUCGAUCGUGCACCACGGAUCUGUGCAACAACGGCGACGCCCUCGGCUCUUCCGGCUCCGCCCUGACCGGCCUCAACGAGGGCGCGUCGGAGAAUCUGCUCGUCCCCGGACUGGCCGGUAGCACCGGGCCGGCGUCCUUUGAGCUGGCGCUGCUCAUUAAAAUCACAUCACUGUCCCUAUCGGCGGCACGCAUCUUCGCAUAG